CCUUCAUCAUCAUCACCAUCGUCCCCCUUCCCCUACGCCGACUUCGUAAGUGUCUACGCACAAGCGUCACAUCAUCAUCGUCAUCAUCUGUUUUGCAAGGGAGCAGACAGAAUUGCGUCUACAUGCGCAAUGCUCCUCGCAGAGGGAUAGGAAGGAGGGGAAAUAAGGGAGGAAGGACUGGUGGGCAGGCGCAUACACAGCGAAGCAAUGUCGUCUACGCCUUGAUGAAGAGAAUAGAAGGACGGCCUCAUUCGAGGGAGAUCAGGAUGAUAGAAGGGCAGGCACGAGGGAAAGGGAGAUGAGAGCAGACCUCGCAGCCACUUGGCAGCCGGUGGGACACGCCAGCAUAGGUUCGCUCAUAUGCUGGAGUUCUUCGCCCACCUCUCGAUGUGUUGUGCUUCAUGACCCUUUGCACAACGUUGAGCCGUAUAGCUGACACGAUUCACCCCCUCUCUUCCUCACCGCACAGCAUCAUGAAGCUCAACUUCGCCAACCCCGCUACGGGCGCUCAGAAGAGCUUCUCCAUCGACGACGACCUCAAGACCCGCGUCUUCUGGGAGAAGCGCAUGGGUCAGGAUGUCGCCAUUGACCAGCUCGGUGACGAGUUCAAGGGCUACGUCGUCCGCAUCGGCGGUGGUAACGACAAGCAGGGUUUCCCCAUGAAGCAGGGUGUCCUCCUCCCCAACCGUGUCCGCCUCCUCCUCGGCGAGGGCCAGUCGUGCUACCGUCAGCGCCGCACUGGUGAGCGCCGCAGGAAGUCGGUUCGUGGCUGCAUCGUCGGCUCGGACAUCCAGGCUCUCCACCUCAUCGUCGUCAAGCAGGGCGACAACGAGAUCCCCGGCCUCACCGACGCCGCGUCCACCGUCGACAAGCGCCUUGGUCCCAAGCGUGCCAACCACAUCCGCAAGUUCUUCAACCUGUCCAAGAAGGACGACGUCCGUCAAUUCGUCAUCCGUCGUGAGGUCACCUCCAAGAAGGAGGGUGCCAAGCCUUACACCAAGGCCCCCAAGAUCCAGCGUCUCAUCACUGGUCAGCGUCUCCAGCGCAAGAGGCACCUGCGCUCGCUCAAGAAGAGGAAGACCGAGGCACAGAGGGAGCAGAAGGCAGAGUACGACCAGAUUCUCGCCAAGCGCACCGAGGAGAAGAAGCAGCGCUCGUCGGCCGCCCGUGCCGCCCGCGCCGCCGCCCGCAAGGCUUAAGGAGGAUUUCGAGUUAACGGGGGUCCCUAGCAUCAUCGCAACGUCGGCGGCUAGAGGCAAAAGGGUUGGAGCCUGGCCUUGAUGUACUGUCGUCGACGAACGUGGUGGCACCGGGACUGAUGCAGCGAGGGAGCACGCCUCUUUCUCUAGUCGUUGGUCCACAUCCCCUCUUGUCCCUCCCCCUUGUCCUUGAUUUGAUCAUCACCUUGUAACACUUUUCUCUCCGUCAGCUCAUCACCGUGAGCUACGACCACGCACGCCAUCUUCAUCAUAAAACCAGGCUCAAUCAGAAUUGUCGACACAAUGCUG
Messenger RNA from Jaminaea rosea, 1508 nucleotides. Its product is annotated as putative RPS6B-40s ribosomal protein S6. The coding region runs from base 474 to 1199 and encodes 241 amino acids. Gene Ontology annotation, biological process: translation. Lineage: Eukaryota; Fungi; Basidiomycota; Exobasidiomycetes; Microstromatales. Gene Ontology annotation, molecular function: structural constituent of ribosome. The record is from RefSeq and is a predicted model, not a curated record. The transcript has a single exon. Gene Ontology annotation, cellular component: ribosome.